CAGUCCCGCAUGCAAAUUUAACCAGUUGACAUUUCUUUUAUGAACUUGCUAAAUAAAAUGCCUAAAUCUACUUAAUGUUUGUGUUGCAACCAGUAGACUGCUUAAAGGGGCCACUGUCCCUUUAAGAGCAACCUACGCUUGUUUAUCCUGUUCAGUAACGAGGUUGAGAGUGGAGUGACUGACGGCGAUCCACGAAUAAAACCAGCAGCUGUGGAAUGCCAGUCAAGGAGCCACUCCCAUUAUGAUUUCAAAAGUUAUUAUACCGUGAAUGUUCCAGUGAAAGCACCAAAAUGGCAGAAUUAGUCUCUGAUGCUCAAAAUCCUUUAAACUGCCCGAUCUGUCUGAACCUGUUUAAGAACCCGGUGACUACAGCCUGUGGGCACAGUUUCUGUAUGGACUGUAUAAAGGGUUGCUGGGAUCGAGAUGCUUCUUUGAGGCGAGCGUACAGCUGCCCUACAUGCAGGAAGACGUUCAACCGAAGACCAGAUCUCAGCAGAAGCACGGUCCUGGCUGAGAUUGUAGAGGGAAUGAAACAGGAAGUUCCAGCUAAGCCUGAAGAUGUUACGUGCGAUUCUUGCAAAGGAAGAAAACUCAAAGCCGUCAAGUCUUGUUUGUUUUGUAUGGCUUCUUACUGCCCAACUCACAUUCAGCCUCAUUACGAGUCUGAAGCUUUUAAGAAACACAAGCUGGUAGACGCUUCCUCGGAUCUACAGCAGCAGAUCUGCCCUCAGCAUCAUAAAGCUCUGGAGAUAUACUGCUAUAACGACCAGAAGUGUAUAUGUGUAGUUUGUAUGGGGACUCAACACAGUGGACAUCGAACGGUCUCAGCUGCAGCUGAAAUGGCAAAAAAACAGGAAGAACUGAAAAUACAAAAGAGGGAUCACAUUCAGGAAAUCACGGACAUAGACAAGAAGAUCCAGGCAUUUAGGAAGGCUGGGGAUUCUCACGAGCGCUCUGCGUGGGCUUCGGUGGAGCACAGCGAGAGGAUCUUCGGUGAGCUCGUCCGCUCCGUUCAGAAAAGACGAGCUGAGGUGAGAGAACUGAUCAGAGCUCAGGAGAAGAAGGAGAUAGCACAGAUCAAUGAUCACAUACAGCAGCUGGAG
Puntigrus tetrazona (Sumatra barb) is the source of this 1103-nucleotide messenger RNA. RefSeq names its product E3 ubiquitin/ISG15 ligase TRIM25-like. Gene Ontology annotation, molecular function: zinc ion binding. The record is from RefSeq and is a predicted model, not a curated record. Lineage: Eukaryota; Metazoa; Chordata; Actinopteri; Cypriniformes; Cyprinidae. The annotation marks the transcript as partial. The transcript is spliced from 5 exons.